GGUGUAAAGCGAGAUUUGCUUCUGACGCCAAAGUGCAUAUACUUAAUUGGACGAGAAAAGAUCAAACAGGGCCCAGACAAAGGCCUUGUGAAAGAAGUCCUGAAGCGGAGAAUCGAGAUGGAAAGGAUCUUGUCCGUGUCCCUCAGUACUAUGCAGGAUGACAUUUUUAUCCUCCAUGAGCAAGAGUAUGACAGCUUGCUUGAAUCUGUCUUCAAAACUGAAUUCUUAAGCCUCUUAGCAAAGCGUUAUGAGGAAAAAACGCAGAAGCAACUACCUCUGAAAUUCAGCAAUACGCUUGAACUGAAGUUGAAAAAGGAGAACUGGGGUCCCUGGAGCGCAGGGGGCUCCCGGCAAGUGCAGUUCCACCAGGGCUUCGGUGACCUGGCCAUCCUCAAACCGAGUAACAAAGUGCUGCAGGUCAGCAUCGGACCCGGGCUGCCCAAGAACUCCCGCCCUACCAGAAGGAACACCACCCAAAAUAGAAGUUAUUCCAGUGGGACUCAAAAUGCCAACUACCCAAUGAGAGCCGCUCCCCCUCCCCCAGGAUACCAUCAGAACGGAGUCAUCAAAAACCAGUUUGUGCCACAUCCCCACGCUCCUGGAAACCAGAGAUCCAAUCAGAAAAGCCUGUACACCUCCAUGGCCCGCCCACCGUUGCCACGACAGCAGUCCACUGGCUCAGACCGAGUGUCACAGACACCAGAGAGCCUAGAUUUCCUCAAGGUCCCAGACCAGGGUGCUGCAGGUGUCCGGAGACAAACAACCAGUCGGCCUCCCCCAGCAGGGGGCAGACCCAAGCCCCAGCCCAAGCCUAAGCCUCAGGUGCCACAGUGCAAGGCUUUGUAUGCCUAUGAUGCUCAGGACACAGACGAACUCAGCUUCAAUGCCAAUGACAUUAUUGAUAUUAUCAAAGAAGGUAAGUUGCUGGCUGGCUGGCUGGGACAGCCUCCUAAAGAGCAUGCAGUCAUAUUGCUGUAA
Molecule: messenger RNA, 978 nt
Organism: Galeopterus variegatus (Sunda flying lemur)
Lineage: Eukaryota; Metazoa; Chordata; Mammalia; Dermoptera; Cynocephalidae
Product: unconventional myosin-Ie-like
Exons: 6
Cellular component (GO): myosin complex
Molecular function (GO): cytoskeletal motor activity; protein binding
Source: RefSeq, a predicted model, not a curated record